Molecule: messenger RNA, 1091 nt
Organism: Ciona intestinalis (vase tunicate)
Lineage: Eukaryota; Metazoa; Chordata; Ascidiacea; Phlebobranchia; Cionidae
Source: RefSeq, a predicted model, not a curated record
GUUACAUUCACAACGUUUCAGGAUACUCACGUUUUUCAAGAUUUUUAGUCUUUGUUGUUAUCUUUGCUAUUUCGUUUACGUUCUCAUGAAAAAUGGAUACGAAUUCGCAAUCAUACACAAAUGACAGAACGAUUGAAGUGUCAUGGGCAAUGAAAGCUUAUGAUGAGGCAGAACUACAUUAUAACUUGAUAACUUCAGUUGAUCCAACUUACCUUCAAUUAUCAAAGGAAGACGAUUUAAUAUACCGACAGUUUCGAAAAUCAUUCCCAGAUUUAGACAUUGCUCACUUACAUGAGGAUGAUUUAAAAACAGCGAAAAGUAAAGAGGAUUGGAGAACAUUUUGUAAUAAGUUCGAUGGAGUUAUUCAAGAUUUUAAUUAUGGAACUUUGUUGCGGUUAGACCCGCUGUUGGAGUAUAGUGAAUCUAAUACUUUAUUUGCAACUCGAAUUCAGUUUUUGGCAAUUGAAAUUGCUCGAAACAAGGAAGGAUUCAGCACAAGGUUAUACCAAAACACUCGCAAAAAAAAAUCUAAUAUUUCUUCAAAUGGAAAUACAAUCCAUGGUAUCAUAGAUGCAACAAAACAAAUAUCAGUGUCAUCGUAACCAAUAUUUCAAACGCUCUCUGUUUUACAGUAUUUUACCCAUUUUUCUUUUUGUUUCAAUUGUCAACAGUCAAAAGACUCGCAACUUAUACUUAGGAUACUAUUUUUAAAUACAUGUAAUCAUUUUCUCAACCUUUCUUCUGACAACACAAAUAUUUAAGCUAUUUUUUUUGUUUUGAUUUUUAGUCACUAUUUAUAUGACAACAUUUUUUCACACAACUAUUUGUUAGCGUACACUAAAUUUUCCAGUCUUUUUUUGUGAACUCCCAGCGAUCAAAUCAAAUGGACCAGUUUUGGUCAUUCCUUUGCGAUGCAAAAGUAACUCACAAGCACCUAUUUGUGAGUUUUUUUCCAAACAACACAAUACUAUAAUAGAAACAAAUAUGGUAGUUUCUUUUAUCUGGUUACGGUAGUUCGUUGAUUUGGUGGUUGUUUUUUCAAGUAAUGUAUUUAAAAAAGAAAACCUGGUAAAUUCAAGCACUCGAGUAAA